Porites evermanni is the source of this 1029-nucleotide messenger RNA. The record is from the annotation of a GenBank genome assembly. NCBI's taxonomy places the organism in Eukaryota, Metazoa, Cnidaria, Anthozoa, Scleractinia, Poritidae.
AAGGAAAAAUCUGAUCUUCGUCCUCGAACGGUGUUGAUUUACACUGCGUUUUUCAGUUCAAUUCCUUGGAAAGGCUUGGAAGAUUCACAAAAAUUCACUUUGUCUAACGGGAAGCCCUGCCGUGUUCGAAACUGUAUUUUGAGUUACAAUAAGGAAGAUUUCAAAACCAGCGACGUUGUGAUAUUUCACGGUUACAAAAGCGACCUUACGGAUGAGACCACUCUUCGCGAACUGCAUAACCGCAGACCUUCGAAUCAAACUUGGGGCUUUUUUGCUCUUGAAAGCCCGUUGAAUAGCAUUGAAACCAGUCAGCUGAAAGGGUUAUUCAACUGGACGUUGACCUAUCGAACUGAUUCUGAUGUUUUUGUGCCGUACGGUUUCUUCACCCAACUUGAGUCUGUUGGUGAAAACGCUUCCAUUCAAGACUAUUCCUUUGGGAAGGACAAAUUAGUUGUGUGGACAGUCAGUAACUGCCGUGGCAAACGUUUCUCGUAUGUUGAGAAACUGAAACAAUUUUUAAAGGUGGAUAUUUUCGGUGGUUGCAGCGGUCAAAGUUGCCAUCAUGACGACGAAAAUUGCAUCAAACUUCUUAAGACGUACAAAUUCCAGCUUGCUUUUGAAAACACUGAAUGCCUUGAUUACGUGACAGAGAAGUAUUGGCUUUCUCCCUUAGACAAUGGUAUUGUUCCUAUUGUAAUGGGUGGUGCGGACUACGGGAAAAUAGCUAUUCCAGGGUCUUAUAUUGAUGUGAGGGAUUUUUCAUCCGUCAAGGAACUUGCUGAUUACUUGCUAUACCUGGACAAGAAUAACACUGCCUACAAUGAGUACUUAAGCUGGAGAACAAAGUAUAAACGGAAUGACUGUUUGCAGAAGGGUGAUAUGACUUGCCUGGGCCACUGGACCUGUGACCUGUGUGCCCUGGCAAACAAUGCAUCUACCCCAUACAAAGUUUACGAAAACCUGGAAGACUUUUGGUCAGUGAAGCAGUGUAACCGGUUCUCUGAACAAUUUGAUAAAAUCAUUGGCUAA